AUGGCAUCAAUAGGAGAUGAACGGCUGAGUCCGGCGGCGCAGCUGUUCAAUGCGCCAUCCUUUAACUGUUAUGUGAUUGCCAUCAUGGGUUGCAAGACAAGCAUCAAUCCUCAGGUCAUUAAACGAGGUUUAUGUCAAACUCUGCUUAAGCAUCCAAGGUUCACCAGUAAGCUGGUAAAUAACUUCGUUAAGAAGGGAAGGAAAACUAGAUGGACCCAAACUACAGUUGACUUAGACAACCAUGUCAUAGUUCCUGAAAUAGAUUCCAAAAUAGAGUUCCCAGAUAGAUUUAUUGAAGACUAUAUCUCCAAUGUAACAAAAACUCCACUGGACCUGUCCAAGCCACUGUGGGAGCUGCAUCUCCUCAACAUCAAAACUUCAGAUGCAGAAGCUGUUGCCAUUUUUCGUAUCCACCAUUCCAUGGGGGAUGGUGCUUCCCUCAUGUCACUUCUCCUUGCUGCUACUCGCAAAACCUCUGACCCAAAUGCGUUGCCAACGGUUCCAACCCAGAAGAGAGCUAGCUCACACCAUCGUUCAAGCUCAUUCUGGUGGCUCUUCUUGGCUGUUUGGUGGUGGCUCGGUCUGAUUUGGCACACUGUGGUGGACAUGGUGCUAUUUGUUUUGACCAUUCUUUUUAUCAAAGACACCCACACUCCUCUGAAAGGUGCACCAGGGGUUGAGCUCAAUACCAAGCGGUUCGUGUACCGAACUGUUAGUAUGGAUGAUAUCAAGCUCGUGAAGAAAGAAAUGAAAACGACCGUCAAUGAUGUUUUGUUGGGGGUAACACAAGCUGGUCUCACUCGCUAUUUGAAUCGGGAAUACGCACGUGCGGAUGAAAAUGGUGGUGCUGCAGAGCAGAGUCCAAUUAGUGUCCUCAAGAACAUUCGCCUUAGGGCAGCAAUUCUUGUUAACAUUAGACCAGUUGCUGGAAUCCAGGAUCUAGCAGAUAUGAUGGCUGAGAAAUCAAAAGCCAUAUGGGGUAAUUGGAUGGGAUACAUCAUGCUCCCUUUUUCCAUUGCUUUAAAUGAGGAUCCAUUGGAUGAUGUUCGUCAAGCUAAGGCCACAAUCGACCGGAAGAAGCACUCAUUGGAAGCCAUUUGCUCUUAUGCUUGUGCAAAAUUGGUACUCAAUUUAUUUGGAGUCAAGGUCACUGCUGCCAUAACACGAAGAGUUCUCUUCAACACUACUUUGGCCUUCUCUAACGUGCUUGGUCCCGUGGAAGAAGUCAGCUUCUAUGGUCAUCCUGUGGCAUACAUUGCUCCUAGUGUGUAUGGACACCCACACGCACUGACCAUCCAUUUCCAAAGUUAUGCUAAUAAGAUGACCAUUUCUCUUUCGGUGGACCCAAGUGUCAUUCCGGAUCCGUAUCUCCUUUGUGAUGAUUUAGAAGAGUCACUCAAACUUAUUCUUGAUGCUGUUCAGAAAAAGCACAUUGACCAUGUAAUCUAA
This is a messenger RNA of Gastrolobium bilobum, 1449 nucleotides long. RefSeq names its product wax ester synthase/diacylglycerol acyltransferase 11. Gene Ontology annotation, molecular function: long-chain-alcohol O-fatty-acyltransferase activity; diacylglycerol O-acyltransferase activity. The record is from RefSeq and is a predicted model, not a curated record. Gene Ontology annotation, biological process: triglyceride biosynthetic process. Lineage: Eukaryota; Viridiplantae; Streptophyta; Magnoliopsida; Fabales; Fabaceae. The transcript has 8 exons. Gene Ontology annotation, cellular component: plasma membrane. Bases 1 to 1449 code for a protein of 482 amino acids.